Sander lucioperca (pikeperch) is the source of this 2584-nucleotide messenger RNA. It is a transcript of the gene prpf3, whose product is annotated as PRP3 pre-mRNA processing factor 3 homolog (yeast). Gene Ontology annotation, cellular component: U4/U6 x U5 tri-snRNP complex. NCBI's taxonomy places the organism in Eukaryota, Metazoa, Chordata, Actinopteri, Perciformes, Percidae. Gene Ontology annotation, biological process: mRNA splicing, via spliceosome. The transcript is spliced from 17 exons. The coding region runs from base 190 to 2289 and encodes 699 amino acids. The record is from RefSeq and is a predicted model, not a curated record.
GAAACAGCGUCCAUUUCCUCUUCCGGUCUUGGAUCAGAAACGUCGUGUGAACGGCGCCACCAAACAGAAAGUUUUUACAGAAAACUUAGCAGGUUGAGUGUUUUUCGCUUCUUAGACUUGAUCGUUUUUGUUUGACUUGUAUUACGUAAGUCGGAUAAAGGAUAAAGACAUAAUCGAAAGGAUUGGGAUAUGUCUCUUCCUAAGCGGGAGGUGGAGGAACUAAGGCCAUGGGUGGAGCGGACUGUGAAGAAGGUGCUGGGUUUCUCAGAGCCCACAGUGGUUACUGCUGCUUUGCACUGUGUUGGAAAGGGACUGGACAAAAGGAAGACCAUAGACCAGCUGCGUCCCUUCCUUGAUGACUCCGCAGGAGGUUUUGUGGAGCGUCUUUUUGAAGCUUUGGAGGAAAGCCGCAGUGCACGUGGCAACAAAGGAGGAGGAGAAAAGCACCGCAAGAGAGACCUCAAGGAUGUGUUUGGUGAUGAGCCUGAAACGGGUGCAGUGCGAGAAAUUCAGGAGUCAGGAGAUGGGACAGCACCGAAGAGGAAACGGGUCCCUCGCUUCGAGGAGGUGGAGGAGCCUGAGGUCAUACCUGGACCUCCAUCUGAGAGCCCUGGCAUGCUGACCAAAAUGCAGAUAAAACAGAUGAUGGAAGCAGCCACGAAACAGAUCGAGGAGAGGAAGAAACAGCUGAGCUUUUCCUCUUCAGUCCCUGCUGCACCACUGGAAACCCCUCCAGUCUCACGGCUUCUUGGCACAUCUGCAGCGGCAGGUGGUGGCUCAUCUAUCGCCCCCUCCCAGGCUGCCAGCUUCAUGAAUGAUGCUAUCGAGAAGGCCCGCAAAGCUGCUGAGCUGCAGGCCCGCAUCCAGUCCCAGUUAGCCAUGAAACCUGGUAUCCUCGGAGCCUUGGGGAACACUGGGCCUCACAACCUAGUGGCACUAGCUAAUCUACACGCUAUGGGAAUUGCCCCACCAAAAGUAGAAAUCAAGGAGGUGAACAAGCCAACACCUCUUAUUCUGGAUGACAAGGGAAGAACUGUGGAUGCCAGUGGCAAAGAGGUUGAACUCACACACCGCAUGCCAACACUGAAAGCAAACAUUCGAGCAGUAAAGAGGGAGCAGUUUCGUCAGCAGCUGAAGGAGAAGCCUGGAGAGGACUUGGAGUCCACGUCCUACUUCGACCAACGUGUGACGAUUACACCGGCUCAGCGCCCUCGCAGAGGCUUUAAGUUCCAUGACCAGGGGCGCUUCGAGAAGAUUGCUCAGAGAAUUAGAACUAAGGCCCAGUUGGAAAGGUUGCAGAAUGAGAUUGCCCAGGCAGCGAAGAAGACCGGAAUCCAGGCAUCCACCAAACUGGCACUGAUUGCCCCUAGGAAAGAGAUUGGAGAAGGGGAGGUGCCCAACAUUGAGUGGUGGGACUCCUACAUCCUGCCCUACAACAUAGACAUAACACCCGACACAAAAUUUGAAGAGUUGGAGCUCUUUGGUGUGACCAACCUGGUAGAACAUCCUGCCCAAAUUAGCCCUCCAGUUGACGCAGAUAAGCCGGUAACGCUGGGCGUAUACCUGACAAAGAAAGAACAGAAGAAGCUGAGAAGACAGACACGAAGGGAGGGGCAAAAAGAAGUUCAAGAGAAGGUUCGCCUGGGACUGAUGCCUCCACCAGAACCCAAAGUACGCAUCUCUAACCUGAUGAGAGUGCUGGGGACGGAAGCGGUUCAAGACCCCACGAAGGUGGAGGCCCACGUCAGAGCGCAGAUGGCCAAGAGACAGAAGGCUCAUGAGGAGGCAAAUGCAGCACGCAAGCUCACAGCGGAGCAGAGGAAAGAGAAGAAGGUCAAGAAGUUAAAAGAAGACCUCAGUAAUGGUGUUCACAUUGCAGUGUACAGGAUCCGUAACCUGCAAAAUCCUGCUAAGAAGUUUAAAGUGGAGGCCAAUGCCAACCAGCUGUACCUGACCGGCACGGUAGUUCUGCACAGAGAUGUCAACCUUGUUGUGGUGGAGGGAGGCCCCAAGUCCCAGAAAAAGUUCAAGAGGAUGAUGUUGCACAGAAUCAAAUGGGAGGAACACAACAGUAAAAGAGAUGAUCCAGAUGGUGAUGAUGAUACAAAGAGGAACAACAAGUGCUGGCUGAUUUGGGAAGGCACAGCUAAAGAGCGUAGUUUUGGGGAGAUGAAGUUCAAGCAGUGCCCCACAGAGAACAUGGCCAGAGAACACUUCAAGAAACACGGCACAGAACACUACUGGGAUCUAGCUCUCAGCCAGAGUGUGUUGGACGGCACAGAUGACUGAAACCUCAAUCAACGUCCCUUUCUACAAGCCCAACAGCCUCACAGUCAGUUGGCCUUCACUGUUGACUGGCUGUCUUCAACUGAGGAAAGACGGACUUAAUCAAGAGACUUGAACAUAGAAAAGGAGGAACAAUAAACUGUGUGUGUGUGUGUGUGUGUGUGUGUGUGUGUGUGUGUGUGUGUGUGCGUGCGUCUGCAUCAGUGUUCCAUCUUUGUCAUUAGGCUAUUCUGUCAGAUGUUGUGUUGUCUAUUAUUGAAUAAAAUCUGACAGAUUGCUCUGUGAUGUAAAUCACUUA